Messenger RNA from Brachypodium distachyon (stiff brome), 2650 nucleotides. Its product is annotated as chaperone protein dnaJ 49. The record is from RefSeq and is a predicted model, not a curated record. Gene Ontology annotation, biological process: cellular response to misfolded protein. Gene Ontology annotation, cellular component: endoplasmic reticulum membrane. The transcript is spliced from 3 exons. Gene Ontology annotation, molecular function: Hsp70 protein binding. NCBI's taxonomy places the organism in Eukaryota, Viridiplantae, Streptophyta, Magnoliopsida, Poales, Poaceae. The coding region runs from base 276 to 1421 and encodes 381 amino acids.
UCUGCACUGCCUCGUCGCCUUUCCCUUGACGCGUCGAGAAGGAAACAAGAUUCCAGCAAAAAAGAGGUUUGGGGGUCGUCGCGUCGGCGCUGCCCAAUCUCUUCUCCUCUCCUCUCCCAACUCCGCUGUGGCCGAUCCGGCCUCCAAUUCAACUUCGGCGAGAUUCGAUUGGAGUGGAGUGGACUAGAGCCGAUCCGAUCCGAUCUGAUCGGAUUGUGCUGGAAGCUUGAGGAGGGCUAGCUCGCCGUCGCGCGGCCAGAUCUGCCGCGCUCGCCAUGGAGGGCAACAAGGACGACGCGGUCAAGUCCCUGCGCAUCGGCAAGGACGCCCUCGACGCCGGCGACACCGCCCGCGCCAUCAAGUUUUUGUCCAAGGCCAAGCGCCUGGACCCCUCGCUCCCCAUCGACCAACUCCUCAAUCCCCUCCUCAACAAGGACGACCCGUCCUCCUCGCCGGCCUCGUCAUCAUCGGCCCCACAGCCCCCACCGCCGCCGCCGUCUCGAUCUGCAGGAGCUGAAGCAAACGGGACUGAUGGCUUGAGAGAGAGGAAGCAGAAGGGCAAGAAGAAGGAGGGGGAGGAGAGCGGUGGUGAUACUGCCGGGGUGAGGACGUUCACGGAGGAACAGCUGGAGGUGGUUCACCAGAUCAAGAAGCACACAAGGGACUACUACAAGAUCCUGGGCCUCGAAAAGGACUGCACCGUGGAGGACGUGCGCAAGGCCUACCGCAAGCUCUCUCUCAAGGUGCACCCUGACAAGAACAAGGCCCCUGGUGCUGAGGACGCCUUCAAGGCUGUCUCCAAGGCCUUCCAGUGCCUCAGCGAUGCAGAAAGCCGGAAACGCUUUGACCUUGUUGGUUCUGAUGAGCCACCAACACACAACAGGAGGGCAGCAUCCACUGCCCGUGCAUACAAUGGGUUCUAUGAGGAUGAAAUUGACCCAGAUGAGAUAUUCAGGAACUUCUUCUAUGGCGGGAUGGCGCCUACCACCACCAGGCAGUUUGGGCAGUUCGGGACGUUUCAUUUCAGGACUGGUGGGAUGCAUCAUGCUCAUGGGGCGCAGCAGGGUUCCGGUGGCUCUCAUGUCCGAAUGCUUAUCCAGCUGUUGCCUGUCCUACUGCUGCUGUUGCUCAACUUCCUGCCAUCUUCUGAACCGGUUUACAACCUCUCCCGCUCCUACCCUUAUGAGCACAAGUUCCAAACCCCACGCGGAGUCACGUACUAUGUUAAGUUGCCUAAUUUUGAAGAGCAGUACCCACAACAGAGCACUGAGCGCACAACACUGGAGCGGCAUGUCGAGAGGGAUUAUUACUCAAUAAUAACACAGAAUUGUAGGGUGGAGCUGCAGCGUCGUCAAUGGGGGCUAGCCUACCAGACACCGCACUGUGAUAUGCUUCAGAAAUUUGAGGCGACAGCACAGUAAUUCAUGCAAACUCGCCAGGUUGGUGAGGAAGACAAUAAUUCCAUCUGUUGACUAUGUGGGCCAAGGGUGAUCUUGUUUUGUGAUUGGUUGUCGGAACUUGCUGGGUUGAAGAACAGUUUGUAAAAUAUGUAAUUGUACAAAUUUUGAACCAACAUAUGUUCUAUUUUGCAUAAUGUGCUUUGGUCAUGAGAUGCUGAUACAAAAAUAUAGAUUUAUUAAGUUUUGUUAAGCUCUGUCAACUAAAGUCCAUGCAGGUUUUGUGAGUAGUUGAUGUAGUUAGCAAAUAGAAAGGCCUUAUGUUUAUGAAAACAGUUUCAUUGUUUGUUCAGUAAGCUGGCUCAUGGGAUAUCUAGUAGGAGCUUCAGCUUUGUAACCUUGCCCACUAUUGUGCAAUUCGGCAUUUUUAAAUCCAUGUGGUUCUAAGUUUCUUUAGUACUCACAGAUAUGGCGUAUUGAGUUGAUUAAAAGGGUGCUGUUAGAGACUUUGGCCAAUUUAAUACCUUGUGCCCAACCAUUAUGCACAAUCAACAUGAAUGCUGGUACAAAAAUGGCGAACUAAUGUUUAGAUGAGCAUUGUUUGCGAGAACUACACACCGAAAGCUCACCAGUCUGCUAUCAUUGUUUUGUACGGAGAAUUAACAUGAAUGCUGAUACAAAUUCUACAAUUUUGUUGUUUGAUCAUGAACUUCAGCUACAGUGGACAUAUUUACAUAGGAAUGAAUGCAUUGGUAUGUGGUAUGGGCAGGGCGUGGGUAUGGUGAUCAUCAUCCAUAGUUCCGGACUACAUAUUAUGGAAAUUUGUUAAAGCUGAAAUUUACCCACUUGUUUGUUGGAGGUACUAAACCAAAUACGCCAAAUCAGUUGAAUCUGUCACGUUUCAUUCGUCUGUUAUUGGCCAGCAGGUUAUAGUGAUUAGCAGUCCGUCCAUCUUAUGGAGGCAAGAAUGACCCAAUUCCAUCAAAUAUCAACUCUUUUGAUGCGUAACAUAAGGAGUAUUUGUCAUUAGUUAGAUUUAGGAAAAUUUGUGGCAGUGCCACUACUAUGUUCUGGAAUUGCGAGCGUGUCACUACUUUUGUGCUAUUUCUGCAAAUACCACUGGUCUGUUGGUUUACUUCUCGUUUUUGCCAUUUCAGCCGUUACCAUUACCAUGAGGUUAAGCCUCUUUGAUUGAACUAGGCUUAGCACAGACAUGUGGACCUGCCUCCUGGUAUCUCACUGACCCAUAUGGC